AUUAAAAGUUAAGUAAAGAUUGAACACGUUCCUCGAUGUAACUUGUGUAGACUUUAGCCAAUUAAAGCGUCCUAAGGCAAAAUUAGACAAACUUUGACCCCAUGAUGAUAAAUUUAAAAACUUAGAUUUUCUUUAGAGCCAUAUACCAAUUUUGGGUUGGAUAAAAUUCUAUCAAAUUUGACAAGAAGUCUUCAAAAUGUUAUUGAAGAACUUAGCCAACACCCAAUUCUAUUCAAAAGGAUUUUCUGUAUGGUACGAUUUAGAGUUUGCUUAACUUCGUCGAAAGAUAAAUCAUUCAUUAUAUCCUGGCCAUGCCGCAGCUUAUGCGAAAAAUAUUUACCAGUUUCGCAAGAAAUAUAUAACAUUCUUCAUCAACUGAAAAAACUACCUUCAGAAGAAUUCAUAAACGUGCCCGAUUUGGGAAAUAAAUCUAUCUGUACAUUUCUUCCGGAACAGGAUAUAACACACUUAGAACGAUGUCAAUUAAUUGAAGAUUCAAAUCAGAACUUCACCAAAGUGUGUUACGAAGGAAAUGGAAGUGGUUACAUUGGGAUCAUUAAUGUUACGUCUUCUGGAAAGACCUGUCAACCCUGGUCUAUAAAUCCUUAUUUAGACCCUGGCUCUUACCCAACAUUAAAGGAAAACUUUUGCAGAAAUCCACAGGGUCAUUUGGAUAAACCUUGGUGUUACGUAGAAAAGUCGAUGCAACGUUGGGAAUACUGUGACGUCAAAGAAUGCAGCAAUAAUAUUAUUGAUGACAAGGAAUUGUGGGAGAUAAAUGUUUGGAUGAUUUUGUCAUUGCUUGGAGUAAUUAUGGUUUUGUUAGUAAUGGCUUAUUUCAUCAAAAAACACCGGAAACAAUGCAGGAGUGAACAAGUCAAUAUACCGUUAUCUCCUUAUCUUGAAUACAACUGCAACGACGACAAAACGUUAUUAAAUCUUCUGCUACCUCCACAAAGUGAGUCCAAAAUGUAAAACUAGAAUUUGUCGUAAAAUGCGCCAAAAUUACACAUGUAUGUGUUGAUGCAAUAUUUGCCAAUAUUUUACCGAUGUGGUUAAUCGUUGUGGUUAAUGGUUGUAAUGGCACCGCACACCGUAUGUCUGCAAAGAACCAACAUACUUACUCUUCUCGGCAAGUUAGACGAAAAGAAUAAUCACUGUAAUAUCUAAGAAGUAAUUUAUCUCAAACUUAUUCGUAAUGUAUAAAACUUACUUUUUGCUUGUCAGUUUUUACUGAUCGUAUUUCCAACGUUCUUUGUUAUUAAAUACAAUUACCCUUUAA
This is a messenger RNA of Hydractinia symbiolongicarpus, 1282 nucleotides long. Its product is annotated as plasminogen-like. The record is from RefSeq and is a predicted model, not a curated record. Lineage: Eukaryota; Metazoa; Cnidaria; Hydrozoa; Anthoathecata; Hydractiniidae. The coding region runs from base 250 to 975 and encodes 241 amino acids. The transcript has 4 exons. Gene Ontology annotation, molecular function: signaling receptor binding; endopeptidase activity.